UGACUUGCUUCCUCUUGUAAACACCACGUGGCGAAAAUGGCGUCUGCCUGGUGCGGUGCACUCUGGGACAAACUCAACCGGAAGAAGACACUUGAGAAAGAUCUGCUGCAGACUCCUCUUCACCGUUGUCUAAGCACUCAGCACCUGGCCCUCAUAGGCAUAGGGCAGAUGGUUGGAGCUGGAGUGUUUGUCCUCACUGGGACAGUGAUAAAGGACAAAGCAGGUCCGGGUGCCAUCUUGUCUUAUCUCUUUGCCGGCAUUGCGGCCUUGUUGUCUUCGCUUUGUUAUGCUGAAUUUGGUGCUAGAGUUCCCAAAGCAGGGUCAGCCUAUGUGUAUACUUACAUCACGAUAGGAGAGUUCUGGGCGUUUCUCGUGGGUUGGAACAUUAUUUUAGAAUACAUAGUUGGAGCAGCGGCAAUAGCACGCGCUUUGAGCGGUUCCAUAGACGCGCUGGCAAAUAACACGAUGAGCAGCGCUCUUGAAGAACAUUUGAGUUUGCCGGGACAAUUCCUAAGUCAGUACCCAGAUUUUCUUUCAUUUGCCUUUGUAAUGUCUGUAGCAGUGAUUGUUGCGUUGGGCGCAAAACUUUCUGCUAACAUAACAAGCGUUUUCACUGUCAUCAACGUAACUGUCAUAGUGUCGGUGGCAAUCCUUGGAUUUAUUUAUGCGGACCCCACAACCUGGGAUAGCGGGUUUCUCCCAUACGGCUUUCAGGGAGUUCUUGGAGGAGCGGCAUCCUGCUUUUUCGCAUUCAUCGGAUUCGACGGAAUUUCGAUCGCUGGUGAAGAAGCUGAAUCGCCGGGAAGGUCAAUCCCGGUUGCGACCAUUUCGGCGAUGAUUGUCACGACAGUGCUCUACAUAUUUGUGACAACUUCUGUCAGUUUUCUUGUUCCUUAUUAUGACAUUUCUGCCAGCGCCCCGUUCCCGGCAGCCUUUGCGGCGCGCGGUAUCCACUGGGCAAAAUACGUCGUCGGUGCAGCGACAGUUGUUGCAAUUUUUACGGCACUUUUGGGGAACAUGUACAUGCUUCCUAGGACGAUCUACGCCAUUGCAUCUGAUGGGUUAUUGUUUAGAAUAUUUGCCAAAGUAAAUGAUCGUACACAGACGCCAGUGAUCGCCAACUUUGUGUUCAGUCUCGUAGCUGCUCUGAUGGCCCUGUUACUUGACAUGGAGACGUUGGUUGACUUUCUGUCCAUCGGAACUCUGAUGGCCUAUACGAUGGUGGCGGCAUCUGUCAUCCUUCUCCGUUACCAGCCCAUCUCAGAGUGUCAGUUUGAGCUGCACCCAGAUCCUACAGAUAGCGCCACCGAUUCUGCAGGCAACAUGGCGGCAACCGAAAAUGGCAGCAGUAGUGAGAGCAAACCAUUGCACCAUUCAUACAGCCAUGACGAUUUUGGCAAACUAAAGAAAUUAUUUCGCGCUCUUCCGGUGUUACGGCACUGCAGCCCCGGCACCGCAGUGGCUACGUCCACGAUUAUCAUGGCAGCGUUCAUGGCAGCGUUGUGUAGCUUGGCUUUAUACGCCACGGAGAGUAUAUUACGAGCAGAAUGGUGGACAAUAGUUUUACUUGUAAUACUUAUUUUGGGGACAGUCUUCUCAUUCUUGGUGAUCGUUGCACAUGUUCAGAAUACAGCGUUCAAGACGUUCCAGAUUCCACUGGUACCUCUGCUUCCUGCCACCAGCAUGUUUAUAAACAUCGCAAUGAUGCUGAAACUAACCUAUCUGACGUGGAUCCGACUGGCUAUAUGGAUUGCAGUAGGGCUUGUGGUGUACUUUGCGUAUGGAAUAAGAAACAGCGCAGAGAACCGCAGUCUUGCCUCCUAUAACGCUUUAACUUCGUACGGAGGGGACGGUCAGCAGGCACCUGUUCUCCGCGGUGAUGACGACGACGAUGAUGGUGAUGGCGGCGCGGAGGAGGGUGGCGAUGGAGACAAGUGGAAAAAAUCUCAGGAGGAAAAACCCGAGUUCGAGUGAGGAAUCGGGUUGCUGUCCACGAGAUGUUCGUUCAUUGCUUGUUGUAGGGUUCUUGCUGUUUGAAAUGGCAUCAAGCUUGUUCAUGCGACGAUCCACGCCGGUAGCCAUAGAGGAUAGAAAUCCGGGGAGACCUACGUAUAGAGGAACUUGAAGGUGAAUGCGUAUUGUAAUGUUAAGUGUAGGCCAAAUUACGUAUAACUAAGUGUGCAAUAGUUUGUGCUCCGAAUCCGCUAAUUUAUUGUCAUUUAUCGUCAAUGAGAAGCAAGAAGUAGCCGAGUCAUAAUGUCUGAGAGAGAGAGAGAGAGAGAGAGAGAGAGAGAGAGGGGACUGAUUCAUAGACAGUAAUAGAGCCUGUCUGGUCCUUAUAUCUGAAGAAGGUUCGGUACUCUCAGUGACAAUCAUACUAGUAAGCAGUAAAUGAAACAGAAGCCAGUGUAUUUCUAUAACUAGAUAUAUGUACGCCCACUGCAGCGUCAGUUGUAUUGCCACUAUAUAGAACUGAUGCACAUUAAGGAAGAACACUAUCUAAAGAUACUACACUACUGUCUUUCAAACCCCAAGUGUAAGUCGGGGAUCCCUUAGCCGAUGGUAAUGGUAGGCCUAUACCCGACAGGGGAAUAUAUUGUGAGAUGUUUUAACACUCAUCCACUAUUAUGGUUUAAAAUUGACAGACAAUCAACCAACGCGAUCGAAAUAUCAACAAGAUUAUUUUAUUUUUUCAGAAAAUAAUUUCCCUAAAGAUAUGUACAGGAAUGCAAACAUCGAAUGUGUAGUAAUUAUUCAAUAUACGUGAGUUGAAAUUUAGAUAUUGUGUUACAUGUAUAUAAGAUGCAAAAAGAGCAGACGUGUAUGGCCAAAAAUUUAGAAAAAUUCGCAGGAACAUUUUUUGUUUUUAAUUUAUAGAAAAGUUUUAAGAUAAUACACGAUGUGUGCAAUGUGAAAUCUCAACCAGGAGAUGGUAUAGGUUUUGUAAGUCAAGCAACAGUUUCCUUACACGUGUGAAGUAUCACCAAGAAUCUACCACCAUGGGUGUUCAACCAAAAUGGCUUAUAUUUACUCUUAAAGCCCAGAUUACAUUUACGCGGGCGCCAUGCGAUGAAAUU
Messenger RNA from Lingula anatina, 3077 nucleotides. RefSeq names its product cationic amino acid transporter 4-like. Gene Ontology annotation, molecular function: amino acid transmembrane transporter activity. Gene Ontology annotation, biological process: transmembrane transport; amino acid transport. Gene Ontology annotation, cellular component: plasma membrane. Lineage: Eukaryota; Metazoa; Brachiopoda; Lingulata; Lingulida; Lingulidae. The record is from RefSeq and is a predicted model, not a curated record.